Hypanus sabinus (Atlantic stingray) is the source of this 3240-nucleotide messenger RNA. It is a transcript of the gene abtb1, whose product is annotated as ankyrin repeat and BTB (POZ) domain containing 1. The record is from RefSeq and is a predicted model, not a curated record. Gene Ontology annotation, cellular component: cytoplasm; ubiquitin ligase complex. Lineage: Eukaryota; Metazoa; Chordata; Chondrichthyes; Myliobatiformes; Dasyatidae. Gene Ontology annotation, molecular function: protein binding. The transcript has 12 exons. The coding region runs from base 105 to 1538 and encodes 477 amino acids.
CAGGCUUGCGUAGCGGCACCGCCCCCGAGGACGCAUAAACAACCUGUCGGUGCUACGGCAGCUUGGGUCAAUGCAUCGAAUCGGCGGCUGGGCUUCGGGGAGAGAUGGACAUCAGCGAGCUCUUCGCCAGCUGUAGGAAGGGAGAACUCUCCAGAGUGCGCUAUCUGGUUGAACAAAGGGAUGUGGAAUUAAAUGUAAAAGAUAAGUGGGACAGUACCCCAUUAUACUAUGCAUGCCUGUGUGGACAUGAAGAACUCGUUCGAUAUUUACUUGAAAGUGGAGCAAAAUGUGAAAUCAAUACGUUUGAUGGGGAACGAUGUUUGUACGGUGCAUUGAAUGAUUCCAUUCGAAGAUUACUGAAGGACUACAAGCAGAUCACUGCCAAGUGUAUGCAGAGGGAUUAUUAUGAUGACUUUCUCCAAAGGUUAUUGGAACAGGGACUUUACAGUGACAUUUCCUUCCUAGUUCAUGGUGAGAUGUUCCGAGCCCAUUGCUGUGUGCUGAAUGCACGCUCAACGUAUUUUGCAGAAAUGUUUCAGACUAAGUGGAAGGGAAAGAAGGCGAUAGCCCUUAAGCAUCCACUGAUUAAUCCAAUGGCCUUCAGGGCAAUCCUGCAGUAUUUAUACACAGGCCGCCUAGACAUUGAAAUGGAAAAUGUGGAAGAUUUUAAAAUCUUGGCAAAGCAGUGCAAAUUAGAAGAGCUUAUCGGUGAAGUAGAAAGGAAAUGCAAGAAAGUGUACGAGUUUGUCUCUUCAAAACCUGGGACCUGGGUGAAAAUCUUAACUUUGGAACCUCAAGAGAAUUGCAGACUACAAGACGAUUUGGCCAUGCUUGCAGAUUGUGCCCUGCCACCUGAGCUCAGGGUUGGAUUUGGUGAGCUACCUUUCGACAGCACAGACAACUUCAGCAGCUACCCAGACCUGAGCUUCAGAGUUGAAGGCUACAUCUUCCUUUGUCAUAAGGCAUUUUUUUGCAGUCGUAGUGAUUACUUCAGAGCACUUUUGCAGGACCAUUUCUCUGAGAGUGAGCAGCUUCAGAGUCAGCCCAGUAUUCCCAUGGUGACACUGCACAAUGUGACAGAAGAAAUCUUCAUUCGAGUCCUCUACUACAUCUACAGUGAUGAAACCGAGUUAUCCCCGGAAAAUGUGUAUGAGGUGCUGUGUGUUGCUGACAUGUAUCUUCUGCCAGGCUUGAAGAGGCUAUGUGGAAAGACCCUUGCAACCAUGCUGACUGAGGACACCGUAGUCAGCAUCUGGAAGACAGCAAAACUCUUCAGACUUUCCCGGCUGGAAGACCAGUGUACAGAAUAUAUGGCUAAAAUCAUCGAGAAGCUUGUGGAAUCAGAGGAGUUUGCUCAAGUGGUAAAAGAGGACGCUACAGCUGUAGAGGCCCGCCAGGAGACCGACUCUAUCCCCCUUGUAGACGAUAUCCGCUUCCAUGUCACUAGCAACGUACUGACUUACAGUGCAAUCGAGGAAGCUAACCAGAAACUGAAAGCUCUGGAUGAACUCCUGGCUAGACUGGAACUUGAGUGUUGAAUUGCUUUGCAGUUGUGACUGGCUGCAUCGAAGGCCUUGGAGAUCAGCACUGAAUCCAGUGAGCCUUUGCUCUGGCAAUACUUUAACUUGUUUUGUAAGCUUGACUGCAUCUUUACACGAUAAGAAUCAAGGAUAUUUAUGAGACAAGAUGUGCCCCAUUUCAUUGGAAGUUUAAAGCAAUAAGGUAGAAAUUUUACAAGUGUUCCAGCUAGCACAAUUACCCAAUUUCAACAGUCAAUAUUUUCAGCAAAAUAUUUCGAGCAUCAGGAUUGGUACUUCAGUUUACUGCAUUCUUGUUAGACAUCUGUUGUGAACUGAAUAGCCACUAAAUGCCACCAAAUUCUUGACAGUGUGCAUCUUAACCAGCAUUUGAAUAAAAAAAGGCUAAAUAUUAACACCUUAUCAAUCAUAAUCUGUUAUGAACAUCUGAUCCUCAUCCUCAUCCAAAACGUUCCUUUGGUUACUUUUUCCUCUUUCAUUGUGAAGCGUUGAGUUUGUGGUGUUUUCUGUCCUUUUAUUUAAGGGAUUUAUCAUUUGCUGUUUUUUUUAAACCUCUGCUAUGAAGAUCCAAAGUUGUUGAAAGUUUGCACAAGAAAACAUUGGUCCUAGGAAUGAGCACACUAACAUCAUGGUGCUGUUUUUAUCAUUUAUAUAACAGUAUUGGUAGCUGCACCAGCCCGGCCCUGUGUUACUGUCUGGCAGGCCAAAAGAAAAUGUUGGCAGGAAAGCUGAACGUCUGCUGUUGCUGAGAUUUCUUGACGAUCAGUUCAAUUUUGGUUUAUAGCUUGGGGCCCAUGUGACGCGCGUCAAGUAUUAAAUCCCUAAAGGAGCAGCUACGUGUGAUGAAUGUGGGAAUGGAUCACUUAUCUACUAAUGACUGGAUAUGGGCGAAGUAUAGUGCUGUUAUUUUUCCCUCCAAGUUGAAAUUGAUUAUUCCAUUUUUACCUAUUUUGCUUAACCUCUUGAUAAACACUAGAGAUGUUUGAUUAUGCACUUUGGCCCAGAUUCUGUACUGUUACUUACGCAGGCCCACAGGUAAUUAGGUCCACCGAGCCUACUCUUCUCAUUGUUAGUCAUGGCAUCUUGAACACUUUAAUCUUCAAUCUGUAUCUGGUUUAUAAUAUUACUUAGCUGCCCCCUUUGAGCUUGUGAGUAUGGAGCUUUCCAUGAUGCCGUCACUCUUUCUCAGAUCAUUCUGCAGGGAUGCUGAUAAUGAAGAGGGUGCCACUGUUUACCUCAUCCCUGAGUGUGAAUUGGCCAACCUCUCUUCACGUACUGAACCUUUCUCCUGUCCUCUCCACAUAGCACUGCCCCCAUCACCAGCACCAGAUUAUAUCGAAUCGAACCACUCAUACUAGUGCCCAAUUAACCCUGAGAUCAUAUAAUAGCAGCUCACUCUGCACCUCCGCAUUAAGCCACCUGAGUAACUAAUUAUAGCACUUCUAAUUUCGAUCAUUUUGGAUUCCAGAUGCUAAAGUCCACUGGUUCAAUGAUUCCAUUUAAUAUCAUAGAAGGUAUACAGUAUACAACCUGAAAUUCUUACUCUUCACAGACAUCCACAAAACAGAAGAAAACCCUGUAGAAUGAAGGACAGAAAAAUGUUAGAACCCAAAGCCUCCUCCCAUGCACAAGCAGCAGCAAAGGUUCAAUCCUCCCUCCACUUGUUCCAGCAGAAGAUCAGCACCCACCACCCACCAAGCAA